Messenger RNA from Nerophis lumbriciformis (worm pipefish), 2316 nucleotides. It is a transcript of the gene sqlea, whose product is annotated as squalene epoxidase a. The record is from RefSeq and is a predicted model, not a curated record. Gene Ontology annotation, biological process: sterol biosynthetic process; cholesterol metabolic process. NCBI's taxonomy places the organism in Eukaryota, Metazoa, Chordata, Actinopteri, Syngnathiformes, Syngnathidae. Gene Ontology annotation, molecular function: squalene monooxygenase activity; flavin adenine dinucleotide binding. Gene Ontology annotation, cellular component: membrane; endoplasmic reticulum.
CUGCGUCUUUUACAUUGGCGUCCAAUAUUUGGCAUCUCUUGACUUUGCUAGCGAGUUACUAAAGUCAGUAUUUUUCACCUUUUUAGUUCCUUAAAUGAACAUUUGGUCUCCAAUUUAAUCAUUUCACAUUUUUAUCCAUCGAGUCUUUUUUUAAUGUGAAAAUAUGUGGACUUUUUUGGGACUAGCUAGCUUCACAUAUUUGUACAAAAAAUCUGGAAUUGUUUGGUCUUUAGUUCAGAAAGAGCAGCUAACAAUCCUCAUUUUAUUUCUAUCAGUUGGUUUGUUGCUGACUUUUUUCAAAUUCUUUCAUGGACAGAAGCUUAAAGAAGUGUUAACUUUACCUUUGAGCCUUUUGUCUGUCUUACCUGUCGUCAACCGUCUCGUCCCUCAAAGUCCACCUCCAAGACACAAGUCUGCCCAGGACAGCAGUACCAAGAAGCAGAGAAGAAGGAAGCAAGUGGACACAGAAACUUCCAGCCCACAAACAAGUGUCUCCUCCUCUGGAUUGGCGACAGAUGUGGAUCCAGAUGUGCUGAUAGUUGGGGCCGGAGUCCUGGGCUCAGCAAUGGCUGCUGUGCUGGCGCGGGAUGGCAGGAAGGUGACGGUGGUGGAAAGGGACAUGAAGGAACCUGACAGGAUAGUUGGGGAGCUGCUGCAGCCUGGAGGAUACAAAGCUCUUAAAGAGUUGGGCCUGGAAGGCACAGUGGAAGGUCUGGAUGCUCACCUGGUUAACGGCUACGUGAUCCAUAACGUGGAGACCAGCACCGAGGUGGAGAUACCUUACCCUCAGCAGGACGAGAAGAUCCAGUGUGGGCGUGCCUUCCAUCAUGGAAGAUUCAUUAUGGGCCUGCGGCGGGCGGCCCUGGCUGAGCCCAAUGUCACAUUUGUAGAAGGCACGGUGAUGAGCCUACAAGAAGAGGAUGGUUGUGUAACAGGAGUUCAGUACAAGCAUAAAGACAGCGGGGACAUAAAGGAAGUGCGUGCGGCGCUGACAGUGGUGGCUGAUGGUUGUUUCUCUAAAUUCAGGAAGAGUUUAGUUCCUGGAAAAGCUCACGUUUCUUCUCACUUUGUUGGAUGUCUCAUGAAGGACUGCCCUCAGUUCAAAGCCAACAGUGCAGAGCUGGUUCUGGCCAACCCGAGUCCUGUGUUGGUCUAUCAGAUCUCGUCCACACACACCAGAGUGCUCGUGGACGUCAGGGGAGAGAUGCCGCGUAAUCUUCCACAGUACCUGGCAGAGAACAUCUACCCUCAGCUUCCAGAGCAUUUAAAGGAACCUUUCAUUGAGGCGCUACAGAACGAUCGUGUCAGGUCCAUGCCUGCCAGCUUCCUCCCUCCUUCGCCUGUCAACAAGUCAGGUGUGCUGCUCCUUGGUGACGCCUACAACAUGAGGCAUCCUCUGACGGGAGGGGGGAUGAGCGUGGCUCUGAACGACGUCAUCAUCUGGAGGAGUCUGCUGCGGAACAUUCCAGACCUGCUUGAUGACGGAGCCUUGAUGCAGGCCAAGAAGAAAUUCCACUGGGAGCGCAAAUCCUCACAUUCUUUUGUGGUGAACGUGUUGGCCCAAGCCUUGUAUGAACUUUUUGCUGCCACAGACGACUCUCUGCAUGAACUGAGGAGAGCCUGCUUUCGGUACUUCAAACUUGGAGGAGAAUGCAUCGCUGGGCCUAUUGGACUUCUUUCAGUUUUGUCCCCCAAACCGAUGACCCUCAUUGGACACUUCUUCGCCGUGGCCGUGUACGCCAUCUACUUCAACUUCAAGUCCGAGGCCUGGAGCACCAAACACCGAGCAGUUUUUAAAAGUGGAGCCAUCCUCUUCCGAGCCUGCACUGUCAUGUUUCCUCUCAUCUACUCCGAGCUCAAGUACUUGGUGUACUGAAGGAAGAACCCUUCCAAGGACGCUUGGAGCGCGUUUACAUGCUAAAUGUGCCUUAGGGACCACCGUACUUGUUUCUGUGUGUGUGUGUGUGUGUGUGUGUUCUCACCUAUGGGCCCCUGGACUUGGAAGGUUGAGGUGGACUACACAAAACAUCCAGCAAUGCCUUAUUUGAAACGACUGUAAAAGCACUUUGCAAUACAACACAGUACUACUGCACUAAUGCUGGAAGCUGCAAAAAAAAAGAAGAAAAAAGCCCACAAUUAACAAAUCCAUGAAAUCCUGUGCUGGGAAACUGUAAUAAAUCACCUACAUUGUUUUUGACUGUCCCAACACUUUUAACCCAUUUUUCUUUCCAGAGGCACAAUGUGAAAUACCACUUUUUAUUUUAUAUUACAAAAACGGUGUUCCUGUACAACCCAAUUAAAAAAGUUUCAGUGUAA